This is a messenger RNA of Salvelinus sp. IW2-2015, 882 nucleotides long. The record is from RefSeq and is a predicted model, not a curated record. NCBI's taxonomy places the organism in Eukaryota, Metazoa, Chordata, Actinopteri, Salmoniformes, Salmonidae.
AUGGAAAAACUCCUCCUGCUCCAGUACUCCCACUAUCUGGAGUUGAAUAUUAGAGGGCUGCUGGACACCCAGCUGGUCUGUGGAGACAACAACGCCCAAGGAGAGCCAGAGCCAGGGGUUCAACACAGCAGGAGGAGAGUAUUAACCUCCUAUUGUGAGAGUAGAGGAUGGCAACGGAUCUACGACAAGACGGAGGACUUUAAACUCAAGUGGUCCGAGACCAAAUCUCCUGUCUCCUACUACAAUUUCAAAGAAGGUAAACAGCUUCUGUACCAGAUCCCCAACAACAAGGUGCUGACCACUAACAUCGUCCUCCUUAGCAACCUAAGGGAGUAUGAUUGCAUCAGCAGCAAGGUCAACCACAGUCCAGGACUGAGGAGGUUGAAAAUUGAGGAGUUUUCCCCCGCUACCUUCCACAUGGAAGUGAGGGAUGAGAGAGAGGUUUUCUUUGCCCAGAGGGAAGGUAUGUGUGAUGAGGAGAUGAGCGUGUUGAUCUGUAAACCCAUGGGCCUUCAGCAGGCGGGCAUCUUCCUCCUGAAGAACCAGGUUGAUAUCUCAGCCUUUAGACUCAAGCUGCAGAACAUCGCAGAGAGUCAAUGCAACAGGAAGCUGCGUUUUCGCCUGCCCCAGGCAUGCAUCGUGCAGCGGUAUGUCCAGAACACUCUGCUCCUGAAGGCGAGAAAGUUUGACGUGUGCUUUUAUUUCCUCAUUGCCUGCGCCACACUCACACACCUGUUCUUUCGCCAUGGUUACCUGCAUUCCUGUGACCUUUAUGACCCCAACUCCCACAACAGCUCUUCCCAUUUGACCAAUCAGUACAAGCAGAAGAAAAACCCUCUGUACAGUGUGCUGAAGGAGGAGACCGUCUGGUUCAUGGACUGA